Molecule: messenger RNA, 2699 nt
Organism: Fomitiporia mediterranea MF3/22
Lineage: Eukaryota; Fungi; Basidiomycota; Agaricomycetes; Hymenochaetales; Hymenochaetaceae
Product: glycogen synthase
Exons: 7
Coding region: 94-2301 (735 amino acids)
Biological process (GO): glycogen biosynthetic process
Cellular component (GO): cytoplasm
Molecular function (GO): alpha-1,4-glucan glucosyltransferase (UDP-glucose donor) activity
Source: RefSeq, a predicted model, not a curated record
CUCUUUCCACCUGCUAACUGCCCCUCUGUCCACCCUCAUUUACCCUCCUUGCUGUCGUCGUAAUUCGUCGCAGCACUUUCCUAACCCGUAACCAUGUCUGCUGCCGUCGAAAAACGCGACAUAAAGCAGCCUUUACUCUUCGAAUGCGCAUGGGAGGUCGCCAAUAAAGUCGGUGGUAUCUACACCGUUAUCAAAACAAAGGUCCCCGUCACCGUUUCCGAGUUCGGCGACCGUUAUUGCCUCAUCGGUCCACUCAGCUACAAAACGGCUCCGAUGGAGGUUGAUGCACAGGAACCUGAGGAUGAACACUUGAAAGCUGCGAUUGAGUCGAUGCGCUUGAAAGGUAUCAAGAUUCUGUACGGAAGAUGGCUAAUCGAAGGUGCCCCGCGCGUCAUGUUGUUCGAUACGGGCAGCGCGUAUCAUUUUCUUGAUGAGUGGAAGGGUGAUCUAUGGAACUUGGCGGGCAUCCCGACUCCACCGAAUGAUCAUGAAACGAACGAGACUAUCGUCUUUGGUUAUCUCGUUUCUUGGUUCCUUGGCGAGUAUGUUUCUCAUCAGCUCGAGCACGCUGUUAUCGCGCAUUUCCACGAGUGGCAAGCCGGCUUGGCAAUCCCGCUAUGUCGGAAAAGGCACAUCGAUGUGACUACUGUGUUCACGACCCAUGCUACGCUACUUGGGCGGUACCUCUGCGCGGGUAGUGUUGACUUUUACAACAACCUGCAAUAUUUCGAUGUCGAUCAUGAAGCUGGCAAGCGUGGUAUUUACCAUCGCUACUGCAUAGAACGCUCCGCGGCACAUUGUGCAGAUGUGUUCACGACCGUAUCGCAUAUCACCGCGUACGAGGCCGAGCACCUUCUCAAGCGUAAACCGGACGGAGUCGUGCCGAAUGGACUCAACGUCGUGAAGUUCCAAGCGAUGCACGAAUUCCAGAACCUCCAUGCGCAGUCGAAGGCGAAGAUCAACGACUUCAUUCGCGGUCACUUCUAUGGCCACUACGACUUCGAUAUUGAUAACACUCUGUACAUGUUUACGGCUGGGCGGUACGAGUACCGUAACAAGGGUGUCGAUAUGUUCAUUGAAUCGCUAGCGCGUCUGAAUUAUCGACUACAAAAAUCGGGCUCGACUUUAACGGUCGUUGCAUUCAUUAUUAUGCCUGCCGCGACCCAAUCAUAUACAGUGGAGGCUCUCAAGGGCCAGGCUGUCAUUAAACAACUUCGGGAUACCGUCUCCGACAUCCAGACUCGCAUAGGUGAACGUAUAUUUGAACAUGCGGCGCGCUACACGGGUGAAUCCGGUACGGAGUUCCCGUUAAUAGACAGCCUUCUCUCGGAGCAAGACAAGGUGCUGUUGAAACGGCGAAUCUUCGCUCUCAAACGCAAUUCAUUGCCACCUGUCACAACUCACAACAUGGCGGACGACGCGCACGACCCAAUCCUCAAUCAAGUUCGUCGUGUUCAGUUAUUCAACGGACACAACGACCGCGUCAAAAUUAUUUUCCACCCGGAUUUCCUCAACUCGAACAACCCGAUUCUUGGUUUGGAUUAUGAGGAGUUCGUCAGGGGCUGCCAUCUCGGCGUCUUUCCGAGUUACUACGAGCCGUGGGGAUACACCCCAGCAGAAUGUACAGUUAUGGGUGUACCGUCUAUUACGACAAAUCUCUCCGGAUUUGGCUCGUUCAUGCAAGAUCUAAUCGAGGAACCUGCAGAUGAGGGGUGCUACAUCGUUGAUAGGAGGAUGAAGUCAAUCGAAGAAUCCGUUAACCAACUAACGGACUGCAUGUUCUCGUUCUGCAACAAGACACGGAGACAGCGGAUUAAUCAGCGGAAUCGCGUUGAGAGGCUUUCGCCGUUGUUGGAUUGGAAGAAUCUGGGGAUUGAGUAUUCGAAAGCGAGGCAGUUGGCGCUGAGACGUGCAUAUCCGGAUUCGUUUAGUGAUGAGGAUGAGGAGUAUGAUUUUGCUGCUGGGGUGGAGAGGCUGCCGUUUUCGAUGCCGGGAAGUCCGAGGUUACGUGCGGGUAUGGCGACACCUGGGGAUAUGGGUACUUUGACGGAAGAGAUGCAAGGAUUGAGUACGAGCGAUUAUCGUGGAACUAUGUGGCCAGGGAAGGAGGAAGAAGAGGAAGGCUAUCCUUUCCCGUUGGUGAUGAAAGUCCGUUCACGCGCAAGUUCCAUCCGAUCCGGUGCGAGUACACCAGGUGGCGGCGCAUACAAGAGCCUGAGCGAGAGAGACUUACAGAAGGCAGACGCAGCGCUGAGCCAUGUAAACGAGAACCAAGAGGUGAAGGUGAACGGGGCAUACUAAGUCUGGCGACAAGGGCGUGUUCUUGUCGAAUUGAUAUGAAUAACGUUGAUCCUAAAGUGUUUGUUGUUUGCAUCUUUCAACAAUCUCUCCGUUUUUAACCUUUGCUACCAUCAUUGUUACCACUUUGCAAUUUUUGUUUUACACCCCAACCCCCCUCUCUUACUCAGUCGUACUACUGUGUCGUGCUUUCAUCUAUGAGUUUCUUCCCCCUACAAUUUACUUUUCCCCUUUCUCCUUUCCUCAACUUUCCCGUUUAACUUUUCAACCUUCUCUUCUCAAUCUAUGCGCUACACUGUUUGCUGUUGUCGACUACCCUGUUCAUUUGUUUCCGUCAUUUCUUUCUCAUCGUUCAGGGAUCUUUUAUACAUUUACAUGUUCGUCAAUUACCUUUGUUGUUC